CAUUCUAAAAUACAUGGUCUAAUAAAAUUAUUUUAUUUCAUGAAAUAGGUAGGGAGUAACUUUCAACAUUGUUAUUUUAGGAGGAUUCAAUUUGUGUCCCGUUUGAUAGAUCAAAGAGACAAACUAUACCAUGGGAAAGACUUAAGAGUAUGCGUAAAUGACAUGCCGAAUCCGAAGCUGCGGAGAUUUCCGAACUUUAAAGCGAAUACACGCUCGGUUGAUCAUCAACGGCUUCAACUCCGACCGCCACGCUCUCCGACAACUCGUUUACGUCUCUGCGGUGGUUCUCUCGACGGCGAUUCGCUAUGCCCACAAACUGUUCGACGAAAUUCUCCAACCAGACCUCUUCAUGUGGAACACGAUGCUCAGAGGCUCUGCCCAGAGCCGCAGACCAUCUCUCGCCGUAUCAUUGUACGCAAAGAUGGAGAAACGCCACGUGUGCCCGGAUAACUAUACCUUUCCGUUCUUGCUCAAGGCCUGCACAAGGCUUUCUUGGGUGAAAACAGGGUUUGUAACUCACGGAAAGAUUGUAAAACAUGGGUUUGAAUCCAACAAGCAUGCUAGGAAUUCCCUCAUACAUUUCCAUUCCAAUUGCGGGGACAUAAAGAUUGCAAGUUGGCUCUUUUACGGUUUUGCGGCGAGGGACGUAGUUGCUUGGUCUGCUCUGACAGCAGGCUAUGCCCAGAGAGGGGAGUUGGAUGUCGCGAGGAAACUGUUCGAUGAAAUGCCGAUGAAGGACUUGGUGUCUUGGAAUGUGAUGAUAACUGGAUAUGUGAAACAAGGGAAGAUGGAUAGUGCAAGAGAGCUCUUUAAUAUGGUUCCAACAAAGGAUGUCGUGACAUGGAACACACUGAUCUCCGGCUAUGUUCAUUCCGGCGAGCAUAAACAGGCACUGGAGAUGUACGAGGAAAUGAGGAAGGCAGGGGAACAACCUGAUGAGGCAACCAUGUUAAGCCUUUUGUCAGCCUGCACCGACUCAAAUUCUCUGGAUGUUGGUAAAAAGAUUCAUUUCACAAUCACAAAGAUAAUCGGGACAGAUGAAUUAGGUGUCUUUCUUGGAAAUGCACUCGUAGACAUGUAUGCUAGAUGUGGGAGCAUCAAGAACUCAUUUCAAGUGUUUCAAAGUAUGAGAGAAAAGGACGUUUCGACUUGGAAUCUCAUCAUCAGAGGGCUAGCUAUCAAUGGUCACCCUAAAGAUUCAAUCUUUCUCUUUGAGCAGAUGAGGAGAAUGAAGCUGGCACCAGAUGAAGUCACUUUCAUUGGAGUACUAGUAGCUUGCAGUCAUUCUGGAAAAGUGAACGAAGGGCACGAAUACUUCAAAACGAUGAGAGUUGAGUACGGUAUUGAGCCGAACAUCAAACACUACGGAUGCAUGGUUGACAUGCUGGCGCGUGCUGGGAUGCUGCGCGAAGCCUUUGAGUUCAUAGGUGGAAUGGAGAUUGAGCCGAAUGCCAUCAUUUGGAGGACUGUGUUAGGGGCUUGUAAGGUUCAUGGUCAAGUUGAGCUAGGGAGGGCUGCAAAUGCGCAGCUGAGAAAAAUAGGAACAGGGGAGAGCGGCGAUUAUGUGUUGCUCUCUAACAUAUAUGCUUCGCGGGGCGAGUGGAGUGGCGCCGAAAGCCUGAGGAAGGAGAUGGAUGUUAGUGGAGUCUGGAAACAGCCUGGUUCUAGUCUCAUUGAAGCAGAUGAGAAAGCUUUCUUUAGCUUCUUGUUUGCUUGAUUUAUUCAGAAUCUAAAACAAUGUAAACAGAACCUAAGCAGAGUAAUUAUUCUUGAAUCUUGAUCGAGCUCACAAAAGAAAAAGUACCAAUAUUC
Messenger RNA from Cuscuta campestris, 1812 nucleotides. NCBI's taxonomy places the organism in Eukaryota, Viridiplantae, Streptophyta, Magnoliopsida, Solanales, Convolvulaceae. The record is from the annotation of a GenBank genome assembly.